ACGGCUAUCUUUCCUGCUGUCGCAGAGGAGGGUCCAGGCGGUGUUGGUAUAUAGAAUAUUAUACAUUGAUAGACGGAGCUGAGCAUCGGCUGUGAGGUGAGAUUUUCGUACUUUGCAGUUAGAGUUCAGUCCACUAGACUCCUCCUCAAUGAUGAUGAACUCUGACAUGGAUGCUCUGGAAGUAGAAAAUCAAGUAGAACUAGAAGAAAAGACUCGACUGAUUAACCAGGUCCUGGAACUGCAGCACACUUUAGAAGAUCUCUCAGCGCGGGUCGAUGCGGUUAAAGAAGAAAACCUGAAGCUCAAGUCAGAAAACCAAGUUCUUGGACAGUAUAUUGAGAACCUCAUGUCGGCCUCUAGUGUCUUCCAAACAACAGACACCAAGAGCAAGCGGAAGUAGUGCAUCUUUGCCGUCACUGGUUUUACUUGUACAGUACCUGAGUAGCAUAUGUGGGUCCAGUUAGUAUAGAAUGUGCAUUCAACCAGACAGUACUUGUGUAGAUCGGUUCUAUGUAUAGUGACUGCACAAACAAUACUACGUUAAUAAAAUGGCUUCACUGUUUUUUUAAUAUAUUAACAACAAUAACCGAAAACCAAAGGCCAACACAUGCAGUUUUGAAGUUUCACGAUGUCCUAUAAAUACAUUCGUUUUUAAAAUCAAAGCUUUACACCAAUAUCCUUGUAGAUAUUUAGUUGGAUAAAAUAACUUUUGUUUUAAUUUUUUUUUUUUUUAAACUCUGAUGUGGGUGCUAAACGUUUCCUUUUUUUUGUUUUUUUUUUUUACCUGCAAAAAAAUGACACUACAUCUACACUACAUGGAUCUUGUUAUAAUCCGUCAAACAAGAUCCUAACUUUUUUGUUUUUAGAUGUUGUAUAUGAAAUAUUGAGAACCGCUCAGCCUAAAAAAAAAAAAUUCUUCAUUUCGGAUUCAUAUUAUCCCAUGCAUCUUAAAUGUGUUAAAUUGUUUGCAUAAGCAUAGAUUUUCUAUGCAGCCAUCUCACACCUUCCUUGCAGCCCUUGGCUAGUUUUAGGCUUUAAAAUAAACCUGAUGGAGGGGGCCAUUGCCAAUCUCUUCUUGGGAAAUGGUUAUUUGACUGGUUGUCAUGCUGACCCUCUUGCUCCUCCCAAUAUUUUGCUUUAAUAAAACAAAUCGGUAAGUCUAACCCACUAGGUUCAAAACUUUGAGUUACUGAUGUGGAAUAAGCAGCCAGAUUUGGAAAGUCAAAACAAGCUGAGAGAUCGAUAAUGACCGCCUGCUUAUUUUCCUUUUAAUUGGUUUACUUUUAACUGAGUUGUUAAUUUUUUAGUAGCUCACUGUACUUUUUUUUUUAAAUUAUUGCAUAUAUUUAUUACUUGGAUAAGAACAUGUUUGCCCUUACCCUUUUUCUUUAGAAGAAUCCUGGAUUCAAUUUUAAAUUGCGGUGAUUAGUUACUGUGUAAAUUGAGGUGGUGUAGCAGACCCCCCCCCAGUGUAUGCGUAGCCUUUCUAAAACCAAUGAAAGCCUUUGCCAAUUCCCCCUCUCCAGUCAACAUUUGGUUCUAUGAGUGUGAUUUACCAUAACGGAUGAGAACCCUUUUUGAUAAUACACAUCGGGGUGAUGAAAGUAUUUCAUAAUGCAGCAGGUAACCCUUACUAUGGAGCACAGAGUCAUUGUUUUCUAGUAGGUGCCCUUUUUCCCUCUCUAAUGAAUAAUAAAUGAUUUGGCAUCCACAAUCGAGAUUUAUAAGUUUUUGUAAAUUUAGCUUUUAAAAACCUACUCCUGUGAUUUUCAAUAGAUGUUGUCUGUACCUGCAGUUUCUAAUCUCAUAUAGGUAUGGUAUAAAGGUAUACUAGUCAUUGGCUGCAAGAUCAAGAUUACCUUUAAGCAUCCUGUGUAGGUUUAAUUUUUUUUAUUUUUUAUUUCCUAUUCUUGUUCUGCAUUCCCUUUUUAAAUUAUUUAAUGACCCCAUUCCAGCCUUGGGCUGCUUGGUCAGUAUCACGUGAGCGUAAUGCUACCUUGUAAGAUCAGAACAGUAUUCACUGUAAAAUAUUGUAGGGUGUAUGUGUUUUAGCAAAUGUGUAUUUAUUUUUUUGUGACGAUAUGUUUGUUUACCAAACACCAAGGGCGGUGUUAGAUAUUUGCACCUCACAAGAUUUUAAGUGCUAGGCCGUAAAUGUCUAAUCGGCAUAUCCUUGCUUGGUAGUGUAUAGGAAAUGCCAGGGAUUGGGGUGACAAUGCAUUACAUGACUGGUUUCUUUUCUUUUUCUCAUUCCCUAAUUAUUUAGAGAAGAAGCCCACUUGAUACAUUUUAUACCUGACUGACCGUUAUUUGCCAACAUACGUGAAUGUCUUGUUUAUAAAAGAGCCAUACUUCCUACGGUGCCAAUCACGGCUGGGCAUUUUCUUGAGGAGCACAUGUAUUAAAGUAGCACGUGUACGGGAAAACAAGGCGUAAAGGGAUUUGGUGAGAUGUAACUCAGUAAUUACUAUACUGACAAGUUUACAUCCUUAGUUUAUUCUAAUUCAUUCUGCAAGAAAGAAUUCUGAAAUUAAAGUGUUUUUUUAUUUAUUCCA
Rana temporaria (common frog) is the source of this 2555-nucleotide messenger RNA. RefSeq names its product short coiled-coil protein (gene SCOC). The transcript is spliced from 4 exons. Gene Ontology annotation, cellular component: trans-Golgi network. The coding region runs from base 149 to 400 and encodes 83 amino acids. Lineage: Eukaryota; Metazoa; Chordata; Amphibia; Anura; Ranidae. The record is from RefSeq and is a predicted model, not a curated record.